Messenger RNA from Lutra lutra (Eurasian river otter), 2073 nucleotides. RefSeq names its product homeostatic iron regulator (gene HFE). Gene Ontology annotation, cellular component: external side of plasma membrane. Gene Ontology annotation, biological process: response to iron ion starvation; positive regulation of T cell mediated cytotoxicity; antigen processing and presentation of endogenous peptide antigen via MHC class I via ER pathway, TAP-independent. The record is from RefSeq and is a predicted model, not a curated record. Bases 246 to 1316 code for a protein of 356 amino acids. The transcript is spliced from 6 exons. NCBI's taxonomy places the organism in Eukaryota, Metazoa, Chordata, Mammalia, Carnivora, Mustelidae. Gene Ontology annotation, molecular function: transferrin receptor binding.
ACAGCUGGGUCACAGUGUUUCACAAGCCAGUGGUCUGGGCCGCAGGAGAGUUCAAGUUCAGGAGUUUCUUCUCAGCCGCGGCCCCGGAAAAGGAUCGCACUGGCCAGGAAGUUUUGUCUGGUAUCCCCGCAGCACGGGCAGCGACUCCAGGGUGAUUGUUGGCCAUGCCCGCGUCGCCGCCGCUCGGAGGCGGGUGAAGCUCCGGGACGCGCGGAGCCGGGGAGACUCGAGGUCCCCGCGCCGCGAUGGGCUCCGGAGCGCGGCGCGCGCUGCUCCUGCUGCUCCUUCUGCGGACCGUGGCCGAGCCGGGGCCGCCGCCGCGAUCCCAUUCUCUGCGCUACCUCUUCAUGGGCGCCUCAGUGCCGGAUCUUGGGCUGCCCCUGUUUGAGGCCUUGGGCUACGUGGACGACCAGCUGUUCGUGUCCUACAGUCACGAGAGUCGCCGUGCAGAGCCCCGCACCCAGUGGGUCCAGGGUGGGGCCACCAGCCAGCUGUGGCUGCAGCUGAGUCAGAGCCUGAAAGGCUGGGAUCACAUGUUCAUUGUGGACUUCUGGACCAUCAUAGACAAUCACAACCACAGCAAGGUAACGAAGCUCGGGGUGCUGUCAGAGUCCCACACCCUGCAAGUGAUCCUGGGCUGUGAGGUACAAGAGGACAACAGCACCAGGGGGUUCUGGAAGUAUGGGUACGACGGGCAGAACCAUCUGGAAUUCUGCCCCGAGACGCUGGACUGGAGAGCAGCAGAGCCCAAGGCCCAGGCCACCAAGUUGGAAUGGGAAGUGAACAAGAUUCGGGCCAAACAGAACAGGGCCUUCCUGGAGAGGGACUGCCCUGAGCAGCUGCAACGCUUGCUGGAGCUGGGGAGAGGGGUCCUGGACCGGCGAGUGCCCCCUCUGGUGAAGGUGACUCAGCGUGUGGCCUCGGCUGUGAGCACCCUGCGGUGUCAGGCCCUUAACUUCUACCCCCAGAACAUCACCAUGAAGUGGCUGAAGGACGGGCAGCCACAGGAUGCCACGGACGUUGAGCCGAAGGAUGUGCUGCCCAACGGGGAUGGGACCUACCAGGGCUGGGCAGCGUUGGCCGUAGCCCCCGGGGAAGAGCAGAGAUACACCUGCCAAGUGGAGCACCCCGGCCUGGAUCAGCCCCUCACUGCCGCCUGGGAGGCCCCAGAGUCUGGUUCCCUGGUCAUUGGAGUCAUCAGUGGGAUCGCUGUUUGCAUCAUCCUCCUUUUUACUGGAAUUCUGUUCAGAAUCUUAAGGAAAAGACGGGCUUCAAGAGGAGCCAUGGGGGACUAUGUCUUGGCCGAAUGUAAGUGACGGACAGCCUGCAGACCCCUGUGGGGAGGAGACGUGGAGACUCAAAGAGAGGGCGCCGCUGUGGCCCUCUUGGUGUUCCAGAGCAGGACUGGACUGAACGAACGGGAACUGCACCAGGAAGUCUCUGCUUGCGUCCUGCCUUCUUCAUUUUUGGAAAGUUCCUCCCAUUUCAGUUUUUGAGUUCCCGCGUGCCAGACAACCCCAGCGCUGGCCUCGGGGCAGAACAGCCUCCUUGAAUCACCAGCUGCCUCUAGGGCCUGCCUUCGCUUCUGCAUCACUUCCCACUCCGCGUGCCCACGUCAUCGCAUCUCCUACCUCGGGAAUAGCGCUCCUGAAAUCUGGGGGACUCACGGUUCCUUUCAACAUCUGAGAAAAACAAUGAACUUUCUCCUUGGGACAUAACACUCUCAUGCCCUUACCAGAAUUUUGCACAUACAUUCAGGCAUUUCCUAGGCCCAUCCGAGUUUCCUUUUGGUCCCCCCUCUCUCUGUUGUCCAGUAAUUCACCUGUCACCGCCCCUCUGGUCUCUUCCAUCAGAGGGUGAAGUGGGUCAGUGUACAGUGGCAAAGGCCGUGCACCGCACAACCCAAGGAGGCACCUUUCCCAGAAGAGCCAUUGUGGAUGCCUCUGUUUAUUUAUGAUAGUUUUCCAGGAAGGGGGUGGGAAAUGUCUUGAAGAGGGUAUCUUUUUCUAUUUGGCAGCAAGUUGUCACAGAUCCACACAGACUCACGAUUUACAUUAAAGCAUUCCUAGUGCC